Messenger RNA from Botrytis porri, 1530 nucleotides. RefSeq lists its product as uncharacterized. Lineage: Eukaryota; Fungi; Ascomycota; Leotiomycetes; Helotiales; Sclerotiniaceae. The record is from RefSeq and is a predicted model, not a curated record. The transcript has a single exon. Bases 1 to 1530 code for a protein of 509 amino acids.
AUGUCAGACGCUGGAAAUGACAGCGGACUCUCGCAACCAGAUUCCCCGGAUCCAACACCCGAGCCAUCACCACCACAUGGCGGAUCUUCUCAACCAGAUCCUUCGGAUCUAGUCGUUCGCUACUCAGAUGUCCAAUUUCAACAUAUGAGACACAAUGCAGUAAUUACGGUCGGAGACAAGAACCUCUCAGAAAUGUUGGAUGCCUUUGAAGCCAUUCGUCAGCUUCCAGAAGAACAGCAAUAUGAGAAGUUUACGGAAUUCAACGUUUGGGUCGAAGCACAGAAGGCUAAAGCGGACACCCUGACAGAAAUGGCAAUGGUUCUCAUCUUGAAAGAUAACCUUCAUAUCAAAGCCAAUGUGUCCACAAAACAGAUGAAGAUUGACAAUGAAGAGGUUCUUACCAGAGUGGAAAAGACUCGCGAACACCGACAGAAGGCCAUCAACAAGAUCAAACAAUACUGGGGCCUCUCUCGUAAAGGCAUGUCGUUUGCCACGAUCCUCAUCAUGUCCUACGGCACAAAAUUUCAGAAUGUCCUUUCCAAACUUGCGAGAUCCGCACCCCCUGACCAAGUACUGGAGGUAGCCAAUGGAGAACUCAUACGAAGACUGACUGCCCCCCCAAAGGCAGGUGUUCGAGUCAACAGGCACUUGAUGCCUUCUGAGUUCAAAAUUGCGAUAAAAGUACUCGACAACAAGCUACCCGAGACGGCCUUCCAAUGGAACGAUCAGCAAAGAAGAGAUUUAGGUCUCCGGUUCAAUAUGGUCGGCAUGCUUGGUGAAGCCAGUGUAGAUUACUCGGAAGACGUUCCACCUGUGGGCGACUCGGUCAUUGAAUUACUGGAUGUCCCAUCUCCCCCUCCCAACGAAGAAGUGUUGGCGAACCUUGAAAGGUGGCAACGACUCGGAAUGAUCGUCACAGAAGUUGAUGAUGAGCCACGAGAAGGGUGCUUGAUGGACCAGAUUGUGUCUCGACAAGGAGUGAUCCCCCCUGAGAAUGAAGACGAGAAUGCGGAUGUCACCCAGCCUAAAGCAUGCAAAUGCGAUGAAGGAACCCUAGAAGACAAAGACUGGUUCCUUGCACUCAAAGAAAAAUACAUCGCCAAGCAAAUAGGUUGGAUGGCGAUGGUAACUCUGGUUGACCGAAGGCCGGAAGGGAUUUGCGGCUAUCACCUCCACCAACUUGCGAGUGCCCUCGGACUCAAAACCGCUCACAUAGCUCGAGACGAUCUUGUUAACCGUCUUGAGUUUUUGUCCAAACAUCGCGCUCGCAUUGACGACAUUCGAAUCAAAGGAAAGUACUUUGCUUGGUUCAAGGGGAGUGAGUUGGCUAGUGCAGAGCGGAAGAAGAAACUCCUUGGGGUCCUCAAAUUUCGCCCCAUAUCACGAAGCGCUAGUAAACCCAUCAUUCCACAAAACCCUGCCGCUGGGUUGACAAACGCACACAAGUUUGGCGCAUUUAGACCGGACAAAGAGAAGGCCCUUCAUAUUAGUUCGCCAUCCUUCAGACCCCUCUUGCAACAGUCUGUGUAG